UGUCGACAAUUUUUUUUUUUGUUUACUUCAUAGCGCCAUGUCUAAUAAUAACAAUAUUAACAAAAUACAAAGUAAAGAAAAUACAAAUGAAUAUAUUAAUUGGAUUAAAGAAGCUCUUUCUAAAGAAUAUUUUAAAUAUUACGAAUUUGAAAAUUUUAAAAAUAUUCAAGAAAUUGGUUCCGGAGAAUUUGGAAAAGUUUACCGUGCAAAUUGGAAAAAUCUUGAACAUUAUUUAACGUUAAAAUCUUUUUUUAAUCCCAAUAACAUCACCAUAAAAGAAAUUGUUAAUGAGCUUAAAUUUCAACGAGAUGUAAAUUUUCAUGUCAAUAUUAUUCGCUAUUACGGAAUUACAAAACUUGAAUCAGAUUACUGGUUGGUAAUGGAAUACGCAGAUGGUGGUACUCUUCGAGAUUAUUUGAAAAAUAACUUUAAUAGACUUACCUGGAAACAUAAAUAUAACUUGGCUUACCAAUUAGCUUGUUCUGUAUCAUUUCUGCAUGAUAAAGGAAUUGUUUACCGAGACUUGCAUUCUUGUAAUGUAUUGGUUCAUCAGAAUUCCAUCAAGUUGUCGGACUUUGGGCUAUCAAAAAGGAUUGAUGAGGCAUCUUAUUCACAAUCAAAAUUACUUGGUAUGGUGCCCUAUAUUGAUCCAAAAAUAUUAUUGUUCAAUAGUUUAAAAUUAAAUGAGAAGAGCGAUGUAUAUAGUAUUGGCGUAUUGUUAUGGGAAAUAUCAAGCGGGAUCCCACCAUUUCAUGAAGAGUCAAAUAUGUUGAAUUUAACCUAUGAAAUUUUGCGUGGUCGAAGAGAAGAGAUUAUUCCUAAUACUCCUAAUGAUUAUUCUAAUCUCUAUAUUGAAUGUUGGAAUGAUAAACCAAACAAUCGACCAUCUAUGCAUAAAGUUGUUGAUAGGUUGGAAAAAUUUAUUUCAACUGAAAAUUCAUUACAUGGAAAAGUAUCUCAAAUAAUCGAAAAUUUUAAUAAUACGAAUAUAAAUGAAAUAGAUACGAUUAUUACAAAUAAUGAUAAUGAUAUUUCAUCUGAGAAUUCAAGCAUAAUAGUUAAUGAAAUAGUUAAUCUCAUUUUUAAGGAAGUUAAUAAAAGAAAUGUGACAAAAUCUUAUGUUCUUGAUUAUCUUAAUAAUCAUAAUAUAAAUUCAAAAGAAAUUUAUAAUUGGUUAUUAAAUAAUCAAAAUGCUCCGAAUUUCAUUUUUUUACUUGGAUAUUUUAAUUAUGUAGGAAUUGAAACAAUUAAGGAUUAUAAGAAAGCAUUUAAUUUAUUUAAAAAUUUAUCAGAACAGGAUCAUUUAUUAGCACAAUGUUAUGUUGGAGGAUGUUAUCAAUUUGGACAUGGAAUUACAAAACAUGUAAAGUUAGCUUUUCAAUAUUAUGAAAAAUUGGCCAAUAAAGAAUAUGCAAUAGGACAAUUUAAAUUAGGUUGGUUUUACGAAAAUAAAUUAAGUGUUAACAAAGAUUUAAAAUUGGCUGCAUAUUGGUAUGAAAAAGCUGCAAAUAAUGGAAAUUUGAUAGCUAUGUUUAAUCUUGGUUAUUUACAUAAAGAUGGAAAUGGUGUUAAUAAAAAUGAUCAAAAAGCUUUUGAAUUAUUUAAAAAAUCAGCCGAAGGAGAAUAUUCAGGUGGAAUAUCAAUGUUAGGAUAUUGUUAUGAUAUUGGUAUUGGAAUUAAUAUUGAUAAACGAAAAGCAGCUGAAUUAUACCAAGAAGCUGCAAAUUUAGGAAAUGAGAUAGCACAAUAUAAUUUAGCGUUGAUGUAUGAAAAAGGAAACGGUAUUGAAAAAGAUUUGGAUAAAGCAAAGUAUUGGUAUAAAAAAUCUGCUAAUCAAGGAGAUAAAGAUGCAAAAAAGAAAUUAAAAACACUCAAAACACUCAAAAUCUAGAAACAAUAUAUAUAUAUAUUAUUUAAAAAAAUAUGUUCGUUUUAUUUACAUAGAAAAGUAACAUUCCAAAUUUGUAGUAUUGU
Rhizophagus irregularis DAOM 181602=DAOM 197198 is the source of this 1974-nucleotide messenger RNA. RefSeq lists its product as uncharacterized. The record is from RefSeq and is a predicted model, not a curated record. Gene Ontology annotation, cellular component: cytoplasm. Gene Ontology annotation, biological process: protein phosphorylation; signal transduction. Gene Ontology annotation, molecular function: protein binding; ATP binding; protein kinase activity. NCBI's taxonomy places the organism in Eukaryota, Fungi, Glomeromycota, Glomeromycetes, Glomerales, Glomeraceae.